Molecule: messenger RNA, 1812 nt
Organism: Hevea brasiliensis (rubber tree)
Lineage: Eukaryota; Viridiplantae; Streptophyta; Magnoliopsida; Malpighiales; Euphorbiaceae
Product: xyloglucan O-acetyltransferase 1
Exons: 2
Coding region: 196-1494 (432 amino acids)
Cellular component (GO): Golgi apparatus
Molecular function (GO): O-acetyltransferase activity
Source: RefSeq, a predicted model, not a curated record
CAACCCCACUGCCUCUCUCCUCUCAUCCUCCACCGGUCCACACCUGGGCAACCCAAGUGCGCCACUGUACUGUUCUCGUGGCAUCCCCUGCCAUCUUGGAAUAGGAAUCAGAGCGGGAAGACACUAGCUGCAGGCCCAAAACACAGCAGACUUUGAAGAUAGGAGAUAGGAAACAGAGGGAUAAAAAAUCCCAGAAUGAGCUCUUUUAGUCCUUCCAAAAACCAUUCUUAUCGUUCUCUCAUUAGGAAGCUCCUUCCAUGGACCUUUUAUGCUAUCAUCCCUUUGGUUUUCUUCCGCUUGUAUUUCUACCCUUGCACUGUUUCUCACUCCAACCUCAUUCUCAUCUCCUCCUCUCCCUUCUCUUUUUCUCCCUCUACUCUAGAAGAGGAAAGUGCUAAGGAAACUACUCCAUGUGACUACACCAAUGGCGACUGGGUCCGUGACGAGAGGGGCCCUUUGUACAAUGGUACUUCCUGCGGUACAAUCAAGGAAGGCCAGAAUUGCAACUCCCACGGCAGGCCAGAUAUGGGUUACUUAUACUGGAGAUGGAAACCAAAGCAAUGCAAGCUUCCAAGGUUUGACCCCGACACAUUUCUUCGACUCCUUAGAAAUAAGCAUUUAGCAUUUGUUGGUGACUCCAUGGCUAGGAACCAACUAGAGUCACUUCUUUGUAUGCUAGCCACUGCCUCUGCCCCUAAGCUUGUUUAUCGAGAUGGUGAGGAUAACAAGUUUCGCAGAUGGCAUUUUGAUUCUCAUAAUAUAGAUAUAUCUAUAUAUUGGUCACCCUUUCUAGUAAAAGGUGUGGAAAAAUCAAAUGCUGGCCCAAAUCAUAACAAAUUGUAUUUGGAUCAUGUUGAUGAGAGGUGGGCAGCUGAUAUGAACGGAUUUGACUUGAUUGUUCUUUCAAUUGGGCAUUGGUUUCUACAUCCAGCAGUGUAUUAUAAGGGUGAUUCUAUUCUGGGUUGCCAUCACUGUCCUGGUCUUAAUUACACUGAAAUUGGAUUUUAUGAUGUCUUGAGGAAGGCUUUAAAAACUACACUAAAGACUGCAAUUGAGAGAAGAGGGGGCGGUUCUAAUGGCAAUGGGACUAAAGUGAUUCUUACUACCUUUUCACCUUCACAUUUUGAAGGUGACUGGGAUAAGUUUGGUGCUUGUCCAAAAACCAAGCCUUAUCAGGAGGGAGAUAAAUCACUUGAAGGAAUGGAUGCAGAGAUGAGAAAAAUUGAAAUCGAAGAAGUUGAAGCUGCAAAGUUGAGUGCUAUGCAAUUUGAUUAUCUAAGAUUAGAGGCACUGGAUGUGACCAAACUAUCGCUAAUGAGGCCGGAUGGUCACCCAGGACCUUAUAUGUAUCCAUUUCCAUUUGCUAAUGGUGUAACUGAGCGUGUGCAAAAUGAUUGUGUGCAUUGGUGCUUGCCAGGGCCUAUAGAUACCUGGAAUGAGAUAUUACUGGAGGUGAUUAAGAGAUGGGAUUAUCAGUCAAUAAGAGAAGAAUGAGUGAUGACAAUGUGCCAACAUAGAGGGUUUGUCUUUGUGCUAAAUUUUGAUCCAUUUGGGUGGUGUUUAUUGCUCUUGAAGAGAGACAAAAGGAAAGGAGACAACUAGAUAAGAGAGGUUAAGUUGUGCCAAGAAUAAUGAGAUUUUGGAGUAUCUUUUGGUUUUUGUUAAAUGUACAAAUGAUAUCAAUGUGAAGUAAAUAUUAACAAAUGAUAUCAAGGAAACCUUGGCAACAUUCCAAGUGAUUGGGACCUUCCAUUUUGUCUACAGAGCAGUUUCUUUUGGAUGUGAGUUAUGCAUCUUGCUUAACCGUUCCAA